ACUGUCAGGUUCGUUGCCAAUCAAGCAUGCCUGGUCUCGUUUGGGUUCUGAAAAUCGAGGCAGAAACAAAAGGAAACUAAUCCUCAGAGCUCGAAUCCAACCCUAAAUCUCAGUUCCCACAAAAGUUGCUUUCAACUACAUACUUGGUGCUUGGAUCUGCUUCAAUUGGUGUGAGUCCUUGAAUCGAAUCCUGGAUCGAUCUGGUUGGGUUUUUGAAUUUGAUCGGUGGAUUCAGAGAGAUGAACAACGGAGAGGAAUCCUCCUCGAGAGUGGAAGAAAGCGGCGGCGGCAUGGAUGCCUCUCCGUGUUCAUCGUUACAUUACUCCUCCUGUGGCGAAUCUGAGUUCGAUCGGUAUUGUAGUGCGAACUCGGCUUUGGGAACGCCUAGUGUCUGCGGCUCCUCUGGCCCCUUUCACGAUUCCUUUGAUUCUGAUUUUCACAAUUUUACCUUGGGACCAACUCUAAAGCUCUCUGAUGGAGGAUUUGCCCCCCACAACACCAACAUUAUCCAAGAAAGAGACUCCAUGGAUCAGUUUAAUGAUGAAGAUGAUGAUUCACUUCCAGAUCAUUCUCGUCAAAAUUUAUGUUUUCUACAGCAUAAAGAGGAGUCUAAUGAUAACCCUUUUCUCAUCAAUUCUUCCACUGCCUUUGGUACUAAUGAUUGGGAUGAGUUUGAGCGUGAAGCCACACAACUUAAUGACUCUCCAUUUGAUGAAAGGUGUGCUGAAACUGAAGGGAUGUCCACUAAGCUUCCAGGAAAAGGGAUAGAACAUACAAACCUAACUGUCCUGAACCAAAGGGAGCAAGGGGGUGUAGCAAGAGACAGCAUAACUGUCAGAGGUUCUUCAGACCUGAGCGUUGAUAUAAAAACCUUGGUGGUUCCUCCUCAAGAAUCUCUUCAAGACAGCUUCCUUAGCAACAAUCGAACUGAAGAUAGACCUGUAGCCAUGAACUACCUUCAAUCUUGUGAUUCUGAUGAUGUCCUGGAUAUCACACCAGUUCAGUUAGGAAACGAAGAUUUUUCAUGUGGGAUUGGCCAUCUUGAUGGCAAUGUUUCUUUUGGACUACUUCACGAAUCAUUUGGGAAUGCAAACCUGUCAGUUCCAUUUGGAGAGUGCACCUCAGAACCUUUGUUGGCAUCUUCGAACUCUGAUAAGCCAUCAUCUACAGUUUCUCAUCCAAUAAUAAAUGCCUUACAGGUCACUAAUGCACAACCUAAGAAGGAGAACACAGAACUUAACGACUUCUAUGAUGAUUUUGUUCAUGAUAUGGAAGAUAUACUGCUCGACUCCGGGGAAUCAUCUGGGGCAAGGUAUUCUAAGAGUGACAAGAUGUUCCAGCUACAGCUCUCGCUUCCUAACAGGGAUGGGGGACAAACUGCUACAACCUCUGGUCUAGAGGAUUCAUCUCCAAUAGUCUCCCAGAGAUUUAGGAUUGAUAGGGUAGAAGUUGUCGGGGUGAAGCAAAAGAAAGGUGAUGUCUCGCUGAGUGAGAGGUUGGUUGGGGUGAAGGAAUACACAAUGUAUGUCAUAAGGGUUUGGAGUGGGAAGGACAAGUGGGAAAUUGAAAGAAGAUACCGUGAUUUUUAUAGUCUCUACCGUCGGUUGACAUCUUUAUUUGCUGAUCAAGGCUGGACGCUUCCUACACCUUGGGCCUCUGUGGAAAGAGAAUCCAGGAAAAUAUUUGGAACAUCGCCCAACGCAGUUGCUGAAAGGACAGUCCUUAUUCAAGAUUGUUUAAAUUCACUUCUUCAGUCCCGUUUCUUUCCCACACUUCCAAAUGCUUUACUUCGGUUUUUGUCCCCUCAAGAUGCAAGUUCUGCUGGGUCGGAUUCUAUAAUGUCUCCAACAGGCUCUGCUAGCGACACUUUUGCUGCGACCAGUUCUUCCUAUGGAAACACCAUCUCGCUCAUUGUUGAUAUUCGACCUCACAAAUCAGUGAAGCAGUUGCUAGAAGCUCAGCAUUACAUUUGCGCUGGAUGCCACAGAUACUUCGAUGAUGGAGCCACUCUUGUGCGGGACUUUGUUAAAGCUCUUGGAUGGGGCAAGCCUCGGCUUUGCGAGUAUACUGGUCAAUUGUUUUGUUCUUCCUGCCAUACAAAUGACAUGGCUGUCCUCCCAGCGAGAGUGUUACAUCAUUGGGAUUUUAAUCCUUAUCCAGUUUCUCAACUGGCAAAAUCAUAUCUGGACUCCAUACACGAGCAGCCUAUGCUAUGUGUAAGUGCGGUCAAUCCUUUUCUAUCCUCCAAGGUCCCUGCACUGAACCAUAUUAUGAGCAUCCGGAAAAGAAUUACCAUUAUGCUUCCAUAUGUACACUGCCCAUUCCGCAAGACACUCAACAAAGGACUCAGCACUCGGAGACACCUUCUUGAGAGCACUGAUUUUUUUGCUUUAAGAGAUCUAAUUGAUCUUUCUAAAGGGCCAUUUGCAGCACUUCCUGCAAUCGUGGAGACCGUUAGGAAGAAAAUUCUGGAGCAUAUAACAGAACAGUGCCUUGUUUGUUGCGAUGUGGGGGUUCCCUGUAACGCCAGACAAGCUUGUGACGACACAUCCUCUUUAAUAUUUCCAUUCCAGCAGGAAGAUGAGGUUAACAAAUGCCGGACGUGCGGUUUGGUUUACCACAAGAGAUGUUUCUCGAGACUGUCAAACUGCCAUUGCGGAACACAACUAAACCCAAUCAAGAGCUCUGCAGAGCUGCAAGUUUCGGAGAAGAAAUCAGAUUCCACGUCUGUCUUGCCUCUGAGAUUCCUCUCGGGUUUAUUUGGAAAGACAAAAAAAGACACAGAAACCACUAUUCUAAUGGGUUCGCUUCCAACCAAUGAUCUAUAAACUAUAUGUCUGAUUCUUUUAUGUAUGUGUGUUUAUGUAAACCUUUGACAUCUGUGUAACGUAAGCCUCACGUGUUAAACCUAAAUUCUUUUACAUUUUCUUGUAAAAAAGGGACAAUAAAAGUACGUUCUAGUGUUUUGACCAAAAAAAACAGUACGGUCUAGUGAAUUUUCUUUCUACACAAUAAAGGAGUGAUAAUGAUG
Messenger RNA from Brassica rapa (field mustard), 3031 nucleotides. RefSeq lists its product as uncharacterized. Lineage: Eukaryota; Viridiplantae; Streptophyta; Magnoliopsida; Brassicales; Brassicaceae. Gene Ontology annotation, molecular function: phosphatidylinositol binding. The record is from RefSeq and is a predicted model, not a curated record.